Messenger RNA from Tetranychus urticae (two-spotted spider mite), 1576 nucleotides. RefSeq lists its product as uncharacterized. Gene Ontology annotation, molecular function: DNA-binding transcription factor activity, RNA polymerase II-specific; RNA polymerase II cis-regulatory region sequence-specific DNA binding. NCBI's taxonomy places the organism in Eukaryota, Metazoa, Arthropoda, Arachnida, Trombidiformes, Tetranychidae. The record is from RefSeq and is a predicted model, not a curated record. Gene Ontology annotation, cellular component: nucleus. Gene Ontology annotation, biological process: regulation of transcription by RNA polymerase II; cell differentiation.
AGCUCGUAAGAGUUACUUGGAGUACCAAAAACAAUUUUAGUUAAGUGUAAAAAGGGAAACAAGAAGAGGACUUGUUAAGAAGAGUGCAGUUGAAAUAUAUAUCAUCAUCUUAAAAGAAAAGAAGGAGAGAGAAGAGAGAGAAGAAGAAGAAGAGAGACAGAGAGUGAGAUUAUUUGUAUCAUUAUCGUUAUAAUGAAUAUAGGAUCAUCUUCAUCUGGAUCAUCAUCCACUGUAACUGCCACUUCGUCUGUUACUGGAUCAACUUACAACAAUUACUGUGAUCCCUUUUAUCCCAACGGAGGCUCAUCUUCAUGGGCAUCAUACCUGCCACCGCCACCACCACCACCACCGGCAUCAUCAGUGGGAAGCCUUGCCGGUCCAAGUGGACCUUCAACGUCAACCUCUGGUUCCACUUCGGGACUUGAUGCUUCAUGUUACUACAACCAUGGGACAGCCGGCAAACCUUAUCAUCCCCAUCACCAUCACCAUCACCACUACACUUCAAUAUCUCAUCAACGAAGGAAAAGACGAGUCCUUUUCACUCAACAGCAAGUUUAUGAAUUGGAAAAGCAGUUUCGUACAAGAAGAUAUUUAACGGCUCAAGAGCGUGAACAGUUGGCUUCAAUUAUUGCUCUAACCCCGACUCAGGUUAAAAUAUGGUUUCAAAAUCAUCGGUACAAGUGUAAGAGGCAACAAAAGGAAAAGUCAAUGUCGGAAUCUCCAGGAUCAACUGAAUCUAAUCAUCAGGUUAAUUGUGAUGUAAACAGCAAUGAUGGUAAUACUGUUACUGGCAACACUCACAAUCCACCUAAACUGCAAACCAAAUCAACUGGAUUAUCAUCAAACUCAUUACUCAACUAUCACCAUUCAUCUGAACAUCCCGGUAAUCAUCAUCAAUCUCAACGUUCAUCAUCACCAAGACAAAUUGCUGUUCCAGUGCUUGUUAAAGAUGGUAAAUCAUUAAUACCAUCUGAAUGUCCAACUUCAAAUGAAUCUCAAGUGAAACAAGAAAUGACCUUUACUGGACCUCCACUGGUAUCAUCAUCAUCAUUUACUCUUCACAAUCAACAAUCAAUUGCACCUUACCAUCCUUACCAUCAUCAUCAUCACCAUCAUCACCCCUUCUCUGGUCCACCCAAUCCCAAUCCAAUGGGUCCAUCCAUUUGUCAUCCUUUUGCAUCAAGUAAUACCUUUCCUUUAGGCCAUCAUCAUCAGAGUCAUGUAACUUCAGCUGAUCCUCACCAUGAAUUCCUAUUGAGAAGUGCACAUUGGUAGACAGCGACAGAACCGCGAUUUGACUCACAAAAGUCAAAAUGCUGCUAAAGUGUUUUAAUCAACUCAUAAUAAGACAAUUACUAUUUACUAACUUCAUUUCAUGUUAAAUGUUUAGUUAUUAUGCAUAUGAACACUUUGGAUAUAAUAGAUUGAUCAGUGAUUAAAAUGUAUUGUAUUGAUUUGAUUUGCUGUCAAAUGCAUUUUCAUCUCAUUUUGUUAUUGUUUGCUUCCCUUCAUUUACACACACACAACCAACAAUCCAUUCAAUAUUAUUUACAAAUAAAAGUGUCACCAAAUGUAA